AUGUCUGACUCGGAGAGUUCCGGCUCCUAUCUGGGCUUGGGAGACCCGCAGUGGCUGUGCAUGGUCUCGCUGUUCGUCGCAUCCCUGCUGACUCUCGGGCUGUACUUCGCCCAGUACUUCCAGCUCGGGAUCGCGGGGAAAAGGCGCAGAUCAGCGGCUGCUGAGGACGAGGACGCGGGCUCUCUGCUGGGGUGGGCGCUGUCUCUGGAAAGCUGGAAAAGCCAAUGGAAGGCAGCCUGGUGCAAGGCUUUGAAUGACGAGUCCAGCACAUAUAGUGGGGGCCCUGUUCUGUUGACCUUUGAGGAUGAUGGUGUUGAAGCAUCAGAACUCACCAUCAGCAAGGUGUCCAGCUUCCAAGAGUCGGCCAGGAACAAGGUCGCGUGCUGCAGCGUAGUCGGGGAGCAGCUCCAGUUCUCCGUGAGCGCAACAGCAUCGGCGGCAGCAGAGCCUUGUAGAUACACUGCAUGUGUAGCCCCGCUGGAGCUGCAGCUCCAGCUGCACCUGCUAAAAGCUAACGAUGAGGUCAAGGUCAGCUGGGAGGUGUCACAUCUGGACACCGAGAGGCUGAAGCUGACUCCACUCUUCACCCAGGACGUUGGCACCACCUGCAGCGCUGCAGCCAUUAAGGAGCAGCUGAGGCAGCUGCUGUGCUCCACACAGCCCUCUGUGGUUCUGAGCUGCAGGUCUGCUCGGGCCUCCGAGGUCCAGGAAGCACACAGCAAAGUGGCGUCUCCCCCAAAGCCCCCCCGCGCCCAUGACUGGAAGCUCCUUGUAAAAAACAUCCGGGUUUCUCUCCAGCAGGAGGACCAAGCUGCAGGCAGCAUGAACCCUCUGUGUGUGCUGCAGCUAGACGACCCACCUCAGAAGUUUAACACCUGCGUUCUGAAGGACACGCCCAGUCCUGCGUGGGACCAGCCCUUCAUCUUCAAAUUAAAUGGACAAUCAAAAGAGCUGAAUGUUCAGGUGAUGAAUGACGGCCAGCCUCCAGAGAGUUCCUCCCUAGGUCAGGUGUGUGUGCCCUUUGAUCUGGUGAAGAAGCAGCCUGAAGGACAGCAGACGUUUGCACUCAUGACCAAAGACAAGGUGACAGGGUCACUAACUACUGAGUUUACCUACCUGGACCCUGGUGAGGUGCGGUCCUGGCAUCCUCCAACUCCUGCUUCCAGUAAGAGGGUGGAGAUGGACCGUACCGUCAUGCCCUGUGGGACGGUGGUCACCACCGUCACUGCGGUUAAGAGCAAGCCAGGACGGCCUGUCCCACUCCUCGGCACUGAUCCAGGCCUGAAGCAGGUGGACAGCAAGCCCAAGCUGACAGAGCGGCGCGUUUCGGAGCAGGCGUCCAUGUCGGGGGUCACUGUGAGCAAAGCUCUGUCCUCCUCUGACACCGAGCUGCUUGUGCUCAACGGGACGGACCCGGUGGCUGAAGCAGCGAUCCGACAGCUCCACCAGUCUGCCAAGCAGAAGCUCAAAUCUCCUGUGAAGAAAAGCACCAUCAUCAUCUCAGGCAUCGCCAAGACACCCUUGUCUCAGGACGAUGAGCUGGCUCUGAUGGCUGGCUAUGCUGCAGCGAUGGAUGCCUCCAUGUCAGAGAGCAGCUCUACUCAAGAUGUAACCAUGGCCGUUGCAUCAGGGAUCAGUAGUCCUGAGGCGUCUGAGCCCCAGGAGGGCCCCACUGGGAUAGGCCGGCCCCCAGAGGACUGGGAGAGCCAAACGGGGGAGGAGCUAGAUCACACUUCACUCUCCAUGUGUGUGUCUGAGGCCAGCUGCAAAAAGAGCCGAGGGAGCUUCCUUCAGAAGAGCGCCAAACUCUUCUUCCGCAGGCGCCACCAGCGCAAAGAGCCGGGGAUGAGCCAGUCGCACAACGACCUGGUCUACCUGGAGUCUCCAGCUGUGGGGGAACGGGUCAGCCGGACCGCCACGCUCAGCCGGGUGCUUGGACGCAAGAGUAAGAGCAAGGCUAAUGGCUCCGCCCCCAUGUGGGAGCCACAGGCAUGAAUCCCCCCCCCCCCCCCCCACUCCCUCUCAUUCCUUCCUACCACCACCAACAUCACCUCCAGUCUGCUGCUCCCCACCCCCGCCCUGGAGCUCCUGCAUGGUGACUGAAGGCUGAGCAGAAGGAAGAAGCUCUCUGUGCUUCAAGUGAGGCGGCGCGUGGACCAUCCUGGACUGUUUCAGCAUGUUUCCUUUUCUGAAACCACGUCUUGACCCUAAGUGCUUUAGGACCCUAUCGUGGAUACGGGAGACUGCUGCUGCUGCUGCUGCUGCAGGCCGUCCUCCUUUACCUCACCCAAAGCCCUCCCAUGGUGGACCAGCACGACCAAAGAUGAAGAGCAGAGUGGGGUUUGGAUGAUUUGCACAAUUCCAGUACCUUCCUAUAAAAGCCGUGUAAUGACAGCAGCUGCUCUUGUGAUGGGCGUCUCAGAUUUCCUGUUCAUGAUGAAAAGAUCAACAGAGGGUCAGGACUGUCCCCCCAGCCCGAAGACAAAACACUAAUGGAAUAAACUAAACCUCCUUUGAAUUAUAAUA
Nothobranchius furzeri (turquoise killifish) is the source of this 2526-nucleotide messenger RNA. RefSeq names its product C2 domain-containing protein 2. Lineage: Eukaryota; Metazoa; Chordata; Actinopteri; Cyprinodontiformes; Nothobranchiidae. The record is from RefSeq and is a predicted model, not a curated record.